This is a messenger RNA of Striga hermonthica, 843 nucleotides long. NCBI's taxonomy places the organism in Eukaryota, Viridiplantae, Streptophyta, Magnoliopsida, Lamiales, Orobanchaceae. The record is from the annotation of a GenBank genome assembly.
AUGUGGAGAUUUUUCCACGAUGAUGAUGAGCAGCGAGAUUAUCUUCUUGAAGACUCUCAAAGCCUAUGCUCUCUCUCCCCUGCCCAGCAGAGGAUUUAUGGGUUUGCUGCUCUUCUGCUUGCUGGGCUUGUCUUUAUGCUCCUGUCGCUGGUUGUUUUUGCAAAGCCCAUCAAAUUUGCCUUGUUGUUUACCUUUGGGAACGUGCUGGCGGUAGGAAGCACAGCUUUACUGAUCGGAACUCGGCAGCAGCUAAGAAUGAUGUUUGAUGCAGACCGAGUCUAUGCCACAGCAGUUUAUGUUGGAAGUGUGAUUGUGGCUCUUGUUUGUGCUCUUUUGAUCCAUAGUAAGAUUCUUACCGUUGUUGCUAUCAUAUGUGAAAUCUGCGCCCUUUUUUGGUACAGCUUAAGUUAUAUACCCUUUGCCCGUCGUAUGCUCGAUUGGAGUUGCUCUGAACAAAGGACUUCUACAUUUGUUCUCUUUCAUCGAGGGUUUGUAGAAUUUAACAAGGCUCCACAUGGAUGCUUUCUUGAGUUCAUCAAGAAUAAGCUCAACAUAGAGGUGAGCAAGUCCCAGCUUCACAACAAGAAAAGAAGUACAAGAGAAGAAAGAGAAACGAAUCGUAUGACCUAUCCAAACUGGAGUGUCGGAGCUUUCUGGUGUAAACAGCCGUUUAACGAAAGAGUUGCUAUUGUGGGAAGCGAGCCGACUGGUUUGGCUGCUGAUCAUCUAAACAAGAAUGGAUUCGUGAAAGGACUCGUAGUUGUGCGAGUCAAUGGGAGAAGGAUGAAAGUGGAAAAUUUCAGUUCAAUGAAGUCGAAGGCUCGGAUGCAUUAUUGGAACUGA